Molecule: messenger RNA, 2536 nt
Organism: Gastrolobium bilobum
Lineage: Eukaryota; Viridiplantae; Streptophyta; Magnoliopsida; Fabales; Fabaceae
Product: pentatricopeptide repeat-containing protein At5g21222-like
Exons: 4
Coding region: 415-2244 (609 amino acids)
Molecular function (GO): protein binding
Source: RefSeq, a predicted model, not a curated record
ACUUGUUUCCAAACAAUUGUGAACAUUACCCGAAUGUUAUCAACUAUGCAGUAUAUAUCAUAGUUUGUUUCUGAGUCUUUAUAGUGUGUAUUUCAAUGCCAAAUUUAGAUGUUGAUCAGAACGAUCAAACUUAGAUACCACUGUUGGAUUUGGAUUUUGGUUUGGAUCUGUUUUCAGUUUGGUUUAAUUAUUUGUUGGGACACUAUGGUUAUUGUUAAAACUUGGUCUGAGAUGUUUGGAAAAUUUUUCCAGUUUUUUGGAGCUUCUAUGAUCAAUUUGGGAAUUCAUACUCUUUUCUAUCAUCAGAGAAUCUGAAGGUAGUUUGCUGAGGCUUUCGGAAGCAGCCAACAUAGAUUUCUGAGAAUCUGAUCGAGUCUAUUCAUCAUUAUAGAUAGCAGCCAGAAGGGGGCCCUCAUGAGUAAUGAAGGUGUUAAAGAUUUAUUAGUCAUGGAACUGCGUCAAUACAAGAGCAACCAAUCAAAAAUAAGGUCUACCCCAAAAGAGACAUUUAAUCAAUCCCGCUGCCUUAUCUGUAUGGGGAACAAAAGUUGUCAAACAGUUCAUUCAAGAACAAAACUGAUGAAUACUUUGAUUGGAAAAGGGAAGCCACAGGAAGCUCAGGCCAUCUUCAACAAUUUGACUGAAGAAGGACAUAGGCCCACGCUUAUAACAUACACAACUCUUGUGGCUGCCCUAACCCGCCAAAAGCGUUUCAAGUCCAUUCCUUUACUUCUUUCUAAAGUUGAAGAGAAUGGAAUGAAGCCUGAUUCAAUACUUUUCAAUGCCAUGAUCAAUGCCUUUUCUGAUUCUGGCAAGCUAGAUGAAGCCAUGAACAUCUUUCAGAAAAUGAAGCAGUAUGGGUGUAAACCUACAACUAGUACAUUUAAUACCCUCAUUAAAGGAUUUGGAAUUGCUGGAAGGCCUUACGAAUCUAUGAAAUUGCUAGAUAUGAUGGAUCAGGAAGAAAAUGUCAAACCCAAUGAGAGAACAUAUAAUAUUCUCAUCCAAGCUUGGUGUACCGAGAAGGAACUGGAAGAGGCGUGGAAUGUUGUGCAUAAAAUGGUGGCCUCUGGCUUGCAGCCUGAUGUUGUCACAUACAACACACUGGCAAGGGCAUAUGCUCAGAAUGGUGAGACAGAUAAAGCAGAAAGGUUAAUAUUGAAAAUGCAGUACAACAAGGUGAGGCCUAAUGAACGAACUUGUGGUAUCAUAAUAAGCGGUUAUUGUAAGGAAGGAAAUAUGACAGAUGCCCUGAGGUUUCUAUACAAAAUGAAGGAGCUUGGAGUACACCCAAAUCCAGUAGUUUUCAACUCUCUCAUCAAAGGAUAUUUAGACAUGACAGACACAAGCGGAGUGGAUGAAGCAAUGACAUUGAUGGAAGAAUUUGGGAUCAAACCAGAUGUAGUGACAUUCAGCACCAUCAUGAAUGCAUGGAGUUCAGCAGGGCUUAUGAACAAUUGUGAGGAGAUAUUCAAUGACAUGGUAAAGGCUGGGAUAGAACCUGACAUCCAUGCUUAUAGCAUCCUUGCAAAAGGCUAUGUGCGUGCUGGACAGCCACUAAAAGCAGAGGCUCUUCUGACUUCCAUGACCAAAUUUGGUGUACAACCAAAUGUAGUGAUCUUCACCACCAUCAUCAGUGGAUGGUGUGCUGCAGGCAAAAUGGAUCGUGCUAUUAGACUUUAUGGGAAAAUGCAUGAAAUGGGAACUCCCGCAAAUUUGAAAACUUAUGAAACUUUAAUGUGGGGGUAUGGAGAAGCAAAACAACCAUGGAAAGCAGAAGAGUUACUUAUUACAAUGGAAGAGAGGGAUGUUGCUCCGGAAACGUCCACUAUUCAACUGGUUGCUGAUGCUUGGCGUGCCAUUGGUUUACUUACAGAAGCCAACAGAAUUCUAAAUGGUUCAGAAGAAGUAUCUCAGGUAGAUAAAAAAUUUGAUGGUGACAAAGUACCAGUCCAGAGUUUGGAGAGGAUUUAUAAGAAAGAGAAACUCAGUGCUUCUCACUCUAAUCUGCUGCAAGUACCUGAAGUGGUGGUAGCUCAUCCAGAAAGAACAAUUAAUGGCAACAUAAGGAGCCAAAUGGUAGUAAAAGCAUCUAACAGCAUGCGGAAUGCUACCAUUUCCAUGGUUUUUGUUCGCACAAGUUCAUAUUGGGUACAGCCAUUGGUUUUAAGUAAGCAGCAAAUUCAAAAUCAGAUUGUUAGGCCUUUCCUUAACUGUUGCAGAGUAGUGUCAAUACAUUGUUGAGGUGACUUUCAGCCGUGGUGAUCUUUAUAUUAAUUCUUGAUGAAACACAAAUCAUGUCUGAAAUAUAUUUAUUUGCUGCCAUGAAAGUACACCAUGCUGAUGUAAAUUGCAUUCCGGGACUUCAGAAAUCAGAUCAUACACUAUAGAGUUUUGACAAAAUGGUGGUGUAAAUUGCAUUUGUUGAACUGCUGCUACUUGUAUUCACUAGCCAAUGAAAUGUACAAGAUACAUGGCUGCAGAAUUAUGUAUAUUGCUCAUUGUUGGGAAAUGUUACUUUUAUAGUUUUAUAUAU